GCGACGGGCUGCGGGCGACGGGGAAAGGGUCUUCCGGCGGCGGCGGCCAUGGCGGUGCGGAGGGCGGAGGGCAGGAGCGCGGCGCUCGCCCGGGCUCAGGCCCAGCUGACGGGGAGGCGCCUCACUGGGAGGGAGGAGCUGGACGGGGCUCCCAGGAACAGAUUGGCAGCCUUGGAGCCCAGCAAAAGCCCUGGCCUGUCUGCCGUCCACAUGGCCAGUGACCUGAGCGACCUCUCUGACCUGGGAAGGAGGGAGCUGGAGGGGGCCAGCUUGGCAGAGACCCCAACACCGCCGCAGACUGGACCCCGCCGCCGGUUUGUCAAGCAGAAACCGCAGGAGGUGGCCCUGGACACCCAGCAGGCAAGGCCCAGUCCUGCCACAAGGACGGGCUUUGCCGCUGCCUCCAGAGGGGAGAGGUCAAGCGCCGUCCUCAGGAAGCUGGCGCAGAUUGAGAGCAAGUUCCACAGCCGGAAGGCCAGGCGGGACGUCGGCCAAGCGCCCACGACGGACGAGGAGAUUUCCCUGAGCGACUUCAGCCGCAGCCCUGAGCCAAGGCCGGGAGGACAAGGGGGCCUGGGAAAAGCCACAGGGCUGAAGGAGACCGCGGCCCCCAUCCGUGGCAGCAGCCAGGGUGGCACAGAGGGACGCAGGCAGGCCCCUCCCAAGGAAUUAGGGGAGCAGGAGGACCUGCUGGCCAGGAAGAAAUGGAUCCGGUCCCCCCCAACCCCACCUUCUUCCCGCCCGAGGUCUCCUUUGCCCGGGAAAACUUUCCUGAAGAGGCCCACGCCCAGGAGUCCUUCGCCACCCGGCAAGCACCCCCCGGCACGGCUGAGCAGGGGAGCACUUCGUUCCUCGACCCCCGCAGGCUCCUCUUCCCCCGACGCGAGCUCCGUGCCCCCGAGGGAGGCGUCUCUCUCUGAGCGAAGCGUGGUGCGGUCCCUCGACGAGCUCUUCUUAGCGGCGGGCGGCGGGCCCAGCGACGACGACUCCAGCAGCAGCAGCGAUUUCAGAGUGAACGUGUUGAGCCUGGACGACUUGGCCCCUGCUGCAGCCAGCCAGACCGAAGUGUCAGGAGAGGCACCUGCGAUGCCUAUGGAGUCAAAGGAGGAGCUGGGAGCCUCCCCCUUUGCUGCCGUCAGCCAAAGCCCCUUCAAAGCCCAGAGCCCCCCCAGGAGAGUAGCUGCUUCCCUGGAGGAGGAGGAGGAGGAGGAGGAGGAGGAGGAGGAGGAGGAGGAGGAGACGGAGGAAGACGAUGAUCCAGGAGACACUGAGAUUUCCGAGCGGCUAAACAGCACUUCUGCUGGGAGCUCCCAUCCCGAGGAGGAAGACGAGGAGGAGGAAGAAGAGAAUCCCACCAGCGCAGAGUAUUCGGAGGACUUUGAGUCCUUGGCAGCAUCCAGGGAGCAACCCUCCUCCAGGGACCCCUCAGGUGCCGGGGCGCCUUCUGAGCAUCCUGCCUCGUCCUCUCUCACCUGCCCUCCAGGGGGCGCCAGGACCACCUGCCUGCCAGUGAGGAUCCUCAUGAAGGAUGCUGCCGUACAGACAGGCCGCUCCUCUCUGGCCUAUUGCUGGCUGCAAGGUGACGCUCCUGCAGCUCUUGGAGAAGCCGGGAGCCUUCUGGAGACCCCGCCCAUCGCCAGCCACGUCGUGAGCUUGGAGACGCUGGAAGCGCUGACCACCUACAGCCCGGCCGUCUUCGCCCUGAACGAGCUGCUGAAGCAGAACGUGCUGCUCAUCCGGCAGUUUGCAGACGCCGCCCGCCAGCUCCACGCCUCCUGGGUGGCGUCCCUGGAGGAACAGAGGGGCUUCCACUACCACACCCUGGAAGAAGCCAAGGAGUACAUCGAGCGCCACAAGCCCCCGCCUCUGACGGUGGAGCAAGCUGUGCGAGAACUGGAGCGCCAAGGGCAAGCUGCCUUUUGAAAAGCGCGCGGGAGGAGCGUCAGAACUGGCCCUCUGGAACGAGAAAGAAACCGCUCGGGUCCCAAAAACCAGCCAGCACUUUUACCAGAAUGAAGAGCUGGGCUCUUUCGGAACGAGAAAAGCAGAGGCCCUACAAAUCACGGAAGAGAGGGGGGGGGGAGGCCAUUGCCCCUCCUGCACAGCCCCCCCAGGACCAUACAGCUUCAACCCAGAGCACUGAAUAGAAACCUCAGCGGAGAUCUAAUUGGGGAGGGAGAUGAGAGGACACCCUGCUAUGUUUUGAGUGUGCAAAAUUCAUCACUUGAACCACCUAUACAUGGAUGAAUGUGGAGACAGGCCUCCCCACCCAAAUAAAUCGCACAAUCUGUA
Podarcis raffonei (Aeolian wall lizard) is the source of this 2292-nucleotide messenger RNA. RefSeq names its product chromosome 18 C19orf44 homolog (gene C18H19orf44). Gene Ontology annotation, biological process: ossification; cell adhesion. The transcript is spliced from 8 exons. Bases 49 to 1923 code for a protein of 624 amino acids. Gene Ontology annotation, cellular component: extracellular region. Lineage: Eukaryota; Metazoa; Chordata; Lepidosauria; Squamata; Lacertidae. The record is from RefSeq and is a predicted model, not a curated record.